AUGGCUGUCGGUGGCCCAAAUGAACGGUCUGAUUUCCAUUACCAGCCUACGGAGGAGCUGUUUUACCAGGCCAAAGGACAUAUGCACCUUCGUAUAGUAGACGAAGGAAAGUUUCGCACCAUUGAGAUCAAAGAAGGCGAGUACUUUUUGCUGCCGGCCAACACGCUGCACUCCCCAAAACGGUUUGCCGACACCAUUGGCCUAGUCCUUGAGCGCACUCGCGAACGCGAUCAAGUUCACUGGUUUUGUCCGAAUUUGAAAGCGCAUGACGACAAGCCGUUUAUGAUUUACUGCGAUGAGUUCCUUACCAAGGACUUGUUUGAACAUCUUCCGAAGCUACUGAAGCACUGGGCAAGCUCGGAAGAACUGCGCCUUUGCAGAGACUGUGGCUACCAAGCCGCACCGUUGGAAUCGCCCGAGUGCCCACUUGUCUGA
This is a messenger RNA of Malassezia vespertilionis, 435 nucleotides long. It is a transcript of the gene BNA1, whose product is annotated as 3-hydroxyanthranilate 3,4-dioxygenase. The coding region runs from base 1 to 435 and encodes 144 amino acids. Gene Ontology annotation, cellular component: cytoplasm. Gene Ontology annotation, biological process: quinolinate metabolic process; 'de novo' NAD+ biosynthetic process from L-tryptophan. Gene Ontology annotation, molecular function: 3-hydroxyanthranilate 3,4-dioxygenase activity; iron ion binding. Lineage: Eukaryota; Fungi; Basidiomycota; Malasseziomycetes; Malasseziales; Malasseziaceae. The record is from RefSeq and is a predicted model, not a curated record. The transcript is spliced from 2 exons.